Messenger RNA from Plasmodium reichenowi, 3912 nucleotides. RefSeq lists its product as hypothetical. The transcript has a single exon. The record is from RefSeq and is a predicted model, not a curated record. The annotation marks the transcript as partial. Lineage: Eukaryota; Apicomplexa; Aconoidasida; Haemosporida; Plasmodiidae.
AAAAAUAAUAAUAUUUCAAGAGCAAAAAAAAAAAGAAUGACUAGACAAAAAAGAGAUGAACUAUUUCAAGGUGUUAAUAAUAUUUUAAAGGUACAAGAAGAUUAUAGAAUUGAUUUAAAUAGAAAUUUUUAUGAUAUUUUUAGAGGUAAACAAACUAGUAUUAUCAAAUCUCCUCAUAAAAUUAAAUUUAAAACACCCUUACAAUCAAGCCAAAUAUAUUUACAGUAUAAAAUAAAUGAAGAUCACAAAAAUUGUUAUACAGAUGACAACAUAUUAUGUAAUACGUUUAAUUUAACAUGUUAUCGUAUAAAAAAUAAAUAUGUUGUAGAUAAGAAAAAAUAUAUAAAGAAUAAUCAAGGAGAUCACGACAACAAUGAAGGGGAUGUGUUUAAAAGGAAUGUACGAAAUGGUGUAUCCAGAAAUAAGGAUUUGAUUUGUAGACACACUAUUAAUAAUAAAGAUAAUGAUAUGGAUGUGUGUAGUAAUAAUAUGGAUGUGUGUAGUAAUAAUAUGGAUGUGUGUAGUAAUAAUAUGGAUGUGUGUAGUAAUAAUAUGGAUAUAUGUAGUAAUAAUAUGGAUGUGUGUAGUAAUAAUAUGUAUACAUGUAAUAAUAAUACACAUAUAUGUAAUAAUAACGUUGGUGAGACGAAUCCUUGUGUGAAGAAAGAAAAGUAUGAACACAAAACAGAAAGAGAAUUUAAAAAAAGAUCUCUUUUAAAUGAAGAAAGAAAUAACAUAAUAAGUGUGUCGAAUAUAAAGAAAACAUGUAAUAUAGUUAAAAAUAAUUUAAAGGAAUCUAACGGGAUGAAAACUAAUAUAAACACUAGUUCUUAUAAUUUAUAUGUAUUAAUAAAAGAGAAUGUUUUGAAAGAGGUAAAUAAUUUAUAUUUUUUUUUUAAGAAUGUAUACGUUCCAAACAAAGAUGUAAUAAUUUUAUAUGACGAUGAUUUCCAUAAUACUAAAUAUGUACGUAAAUUAUAUUUCGAUUUAAUAUAUAAGUUGAAGAUAAAAAAUGUAUCCAUAAUUGAAGGUGGUAUAGAUUCUUAUCAUAAACAUUUUAUUAAUUUAUUUGGUAAAGAUAAUUUAAAGAGAGAUAAUCGAAGUAAUAAUAUAAUAAUGGAUGUAACUAAAUUAAAAGAUUUACAUAAUGUAGAUUAUAUGAAUAAAUAUAAUAAUGAUGUGUAUACAUGUGAAAAGAAUAUAUUUGAAGAAAAUAAGAUAAGGAAAUCUUUUGAAGAGAAUAAAUAUCUGAUUCAUAAGUCUGAAGCAUGUUAUAUGUGUAAUAAUAAACAUUUUAAACAUAUGAAAAAGAAAAUAUUAGAUGAAUUUUUUUUUGAUAUAUACAAUGAUUAUAAUAUGUUUAUUGAUUGUUAUGAUUUUAUACAAGGUAAAAAGGGAUAUAUGAAUUUUUUAGCUUUUAGUGAUUUAAUAAAAAAAAAAAAAGACAAUGAAAAUUUAGAUAGAACAAAGCAGAAAGAAACAGCAAACGUACAGGUGGAAGGUAGUGCAUCUACAUUUUUCCCUCAAAUAUAUUCUCUUGUGAAUUAUUAUAUUAAAAGAAAAAAAAGUGAUAAAUAUGAUGAAUGUAAUAAUAAUGAAAUUCAUAAAAAAAGAGAUAUAUCGACAUCGGAAUUUUUUCAUGAUUCCGUUAAUUUUAGUAAGCAAGACAAAGGAGUAGAUAGAAGUAUGUUUAAUUAUAUAUCUAAACAAGAGGGAAAAAGUAAAUUUAUAAACACAUUUACAAAUGAAGAAAUGGAUGUGUGUAAUGAUUCCAAUAUAAAGAGAGAUUAUUUUAAUUUGAAUUUUUAUCUUGAUUAUUAUAAUAAAAAGAAGAAUGAAUUUUUAAAUGUGGGUAUAAAUGAUGAUGAAGAUAAGGAGGUGAACGAUAUGUCUCUUCAUAAUAAUAAUAAUAUCGAUAAUAAUAAUAUCCAUAAUAAUAAUAUCAAUAAUAAUAAUAAUAUCCAUAAUAAUAAUAAUAUCCAUAAUAAUAAUAUCCAUAAUCAUUCUAGUGAUGAAAUUAUUAAUGAUAAGAUUGAGCAUAUAUUUAUAGAAAAUAAUAAAGAAUGUUGUGUAAAUAAUAAUAAUAUAUCAAAUGCAUAUUUGUAUAAUAAUAAAUUAUAUAAAGAUAAUGAUGAAAUUUUAAAGAAUACAAAUAAUAAUGAUAUAUCAUGCUGUAAUAAAUUUUCUAUAUAUAGAAAUUUUUAUCCAGAUAAAAAAAAGAAAAUGCUAUCAAAUACAAGCUCAGAUAUAUAUAAUUUAUAUUCAUAUAUUGACAUAUUAUGUUAUAAUAAUUUGUUAUAUAAAAAUAAUAGUAAGAUAUAUAAAUGUUUUAUUAAUUACAUAUAUCAACCUUUAAUUCCACAUAAUAUAAGAUCCAAUAAUAUUAUAAAUAAUUUUUUAAAAUAUGUAAAAUUUUUUAAAACUCUUAAAAAAAAAGAAGAUAUAAAUUCAAUAAAUGAUCCUAACAUAUAUUUAAAUUGUAAUAAGUUAGAUUCAAAAUUAUUUUUUAAUGGUUUAUAUUAUUAUCCAUUUAAUAAGAAUAUGAACAAUAUGCCCUUUUCAAGUCCUUUCUUUACAUCGAAAGUUAAUAUAUCUCAAGAAAAAAAAAAAAAUAUGAUCAACACAUAUGGUGAUAACCAUGAUGAUCAAAAUAAAUUCAAUGAUUCGUUUGGAUCUAAUAUAGAAGGUCAGAAGUAUGAAGACAAAAAUGAUGUGAAUCCAUGUGAGGUAUCAUAUCAACAUAAUCCUUAUAGUAAUAAUUCUAAUCACAUAUAUGAUGAUAAUUAUAUUUAUGAAAAAAUAAAAAAUAACGAAUUAAAGAAUGAUAAUCCCUUUAAUGAAAUAUUAAAUAAUUCAAUUUUAAAUAAUACCUGGAUAAAGAAUAAACCAGAAUUAGGCUUAUGUAAAUUGAUGAUAUAUGAUCACUUUUUAAUUUUAUAUGGUACACCAUAUGUAUGCAACGUUCAUAUGAUAGGAAAACGGGCGAAAGCUCCUGAAGGGAAAAAUAAAGAAGAGAAAAAUGAUGAGGGAAAAAAUGAUGAGGAGAAAAAUGAUGAGGGAAAAAAUGACGAAGAAAAAAAUGAUGAGGAAAAAAAUGACGAAGAAAAAUAUGACGAAGAAAAAAAUGAUGAAGAAAAAAAAAAGUAUGAAAUAUAUAAACAUUAUAGUGACCAAUCAUUGAAUGAUAAUAAUUCAAAAUUUUGUGAGGAGGAGGUAUGCAAUAAUAAUCCUGUGGACCCAGGAACGGAAAAUUUUUUAAAAGAGAGAAAAGAAUAUGUCGAUAAGGAAAACGCACCAUUUAUAUGUUAUGAUGAUAAGUUUGAUAAAAUAAUAAUACAUAAAUAUAAAGAUCUUAAAAAAAAAGAUAUAUUAUUUAAUAUUGAAUGUUAUAAAUUAGAUGGGUUAUGUGUAAAUUGGAAUGAUAUGUCUGAAAAUAUAUUUCAUGGCAUAACAUUAGAACAUAUAAAUGAUACAUAUAAUUAUUAUAAAUCAUAUUUUAAUUUAUCCAAAAAUAAUUUAUCAUAUAAAAUUAAUACAAAUAAUAAUGAAAAAAAUAAUCAGAAUAAUUAUUAUUUCUAUGAAUCUUCAACCUCUUCAUGUAGUAGUAACACUUCUUGUUCCAAUAGUUCGGAUGAUGAUUUUGAUUUUUCUUUUUCUGAUUACCAUAGUUUAUAUAAAAAAAAGUUGAAAAAUAAGAAAAAAGAAGCUGACAAAAAAGAGGACAAAAAAGAGGACAAAAAAGAGGACAAAAAAGAGGACAAAAAAGAGGACAAAUUAUCUAAUCAAGAAUCUUAUAAAAAACAAAUUGAUGCAAUUAAUGUUUAUGGUAUUUUUGAUCUACGUACUAUUCAUAAAAUAACCACCAAACAUAAUUUUACAAAAACGUUAUAUUUUUAUUUUUCAACAAACAAG